Messenger RNA from Carassius carassius (crucian carp), 1056 nucleotides. It is a transcript of the gene snx16, whose product is annotated as sorting nexin 16. The record is from RefSeq and is a predicted model, not a curated record. Lineage: Eukaryota; Metazoa; Chordata; Actinopteri; Cypriniformes; Cyprinidae. The coding region runs from base 137 to 1015 and encodes 292 amino acids. The transcript has 9 exons. Gene Ontology annotation, molecular function: phosphatidylinositol binding. Gene Ontology annotation, biological process: protein targeting to lysosome; endosome to lysosome transport; early endosome to late endosome transport. Gene Ontology annotation, cellular component: extrinsic component of endosome membrane; late endosome; early endosome.
UUUUUUUGUUUGUUGUUUGUUUCAAGCGUACAUUACGCGACAUCUCCGCCGUGGCGUGAUGACGUUCUUCCGGCCGAGCAUCAGACGGUGAAUGGAGGAAUAACAGCGGGCAAAAUAUACAGCCGUGUGUGGAGCGAUGGCCACACCGUUUGUUCCUGUACCGGUGCCCAUCGAGUGCGCCCCGCGGCCGGACAGUAAGAGUCCCGUCACCAGCGCCAGGCUCCACGGAACUGAGCGCUCUGUGGAAUAUUCCAGCUGCCCGCUUCCAGAGACCCCGAUACAGAGCUGGGAGGAGCGGCCCAUCACACCCACUGUGCUGGGGUACGAGGUGAUGGAGGAGAGGGCCAAGUUCACAGUCUAUAAGGUUCUGGUGAAGAAGACUGUGGACGAGAGCUGGGUCGUGUUCAGACGCUAUACUGACUUCUCAAGACUCAACGAUAAGCUGAAGGACAUGUUUCCGGGGUUCAGACUGUCUCUUCCUCCGAAGCGCUGGUUCAAAGACAACUAUGAGACGGAGUUCUUGGAGGACAGACAGCUGGGUCUGCAGGCCUUCCUCCAGAACCUCGUGGCCCAUAAAGACAUCUCCAACUGUGUGGCGGUGCGAGAGUUCCUGUGUCUGGACGAUCCUCCUGGGCCCUUUGACAGUCUGGAGGAGAGCCGGGCGUUCUGUGAGACUCUAGAGGAGUGUAACUACAGGCUUCAGAAGGAACUUCUUGAUAAACAGCGAGAGAUAAACAGCUUAAAGAAAACACUGGAAGAGAAAGAGCGGCACAUUCAGACGCUGGAAGGACGAAUCAACGGGGACGUUCUCACUCCAGACAGUCCGUGUUGUGUGUCCGGAGCGGGCAGCGACUGUAGUCUGGACGUGGAGUCUUCUGCUGUGGAGGCCGAUCAGGAGCUGUCUGAUGAAACACAGGCUGUGCUCCGCUCGUCUCAGGGCUCUGUGUGUUGGUGUGGUCCGUCCGUCAGCGCCGCGUCUCCUCCCGUCGUUCAGGUCACUGCUCUGGACCACUGAGCGUCUCUCUGGGGUUAUUCUGGUUCCCGUCUGCAGCCGUG